This is a messenger RNA of Effrenium voratum, 2823 nucleotides long. The record is from the annotation of a GenBank genome assembly. NCBI's taxonomy places the organism in Eukaryota, Dinophyceae, Suessiales, Symbiodiniaceae.
AUGGGGCACGAAACCGUCCGCCGGGGCAAGUCACAAGCGGCUGCGGCGGCCGACGGAACCGCAAGGGGGAGAAGAAAAAACAUGGGAACCAUUACCGACGCCUUCAUCUGCGGCUAUGUGCGCACGCCGAUCGGCCGCUAUGGCGGGGCCUUGUCCUCCGUCCGUGCCGACGAUCUGGGCGCCGUGCCGAUCAGGGUUCUGAUGGCGCGUCACGAUGCCGUGGAUUGGGGCGCCAUCGACGAUGUCGUCUAUGGCUGCGCCAACCAGGCCGGCGAGGACAAUCGCAACGUGGCCCGCAUGUCGGCGCUUCUGGCCGGCCUGCCCGAGACCGUGCCCGGCACAACGAUGAACCGUCUGUGCGGCUCCGGCAUGGAUGCGGUGAUCGCCGCUGCGCGCGCGAUUCGCGCCGGCGAAGGCGAGCUCUACGUGGCCGGCGGCGUCGAAUCCAUGUCGCGUGCGCCCUUCGUCAUGCCCAAGGCCGACGCUGCCUUCUCCCGAUCCAAUGCGGUCCACGACACGACGAUCGGCUGGCGGUUCGUCAACCCGGUCAUGAAGGCGCAGUACGGCAUCGAUUCGAUGCCCGAGACUGCCGAGAACGUCGCCGAGGACUUCGGGAUCAGCCGCGCCGAUCAGGACGCAUUCGCCCUCAGGAGCCAGGAGCGCGCCGCCAGGGCCAUCAAAUCAGGACGGUUUGCGAAGGAAACCACGCCCGUCACCAUCCCACAGCGCAAGGGCGAUCCGGUCGUUGUCGACACGGACGAACAUCCCCGCACGACCACCCUCGAAAAGCUCGGCGCGCUCAAGGCGCCCUUCCGCGAAGGCGGCUCGGUCACCGCCGGCAACGCCUCGGGCGUCAAUGACGGCGCGGCGGCGCUGAUCAUCGCCUCGGAAAAGGCUGCCGAACGCAACGGCCUGACGCCGGUCGCCCGCAUUCUGGGCGGCGCAACCGCCGGCGUGCCGCCGCGCAUCAUGGGCAUCGGGCCGGCGCCUGCGACCAGGAAGCUGUGCGCCCGGCUCGGCAUGACGCCUGCCGAUUUCGACGUGAUCGAGCUCAACGAAGCCUUCGCCGCUCAGGGACUUGCCGUUCUGCGCGAACUCGGCCUUGCCGACGACGCCGACCAUGUGAACCCCAAUGGCGGCGCGAUCGCGCUGGGCCAUCCGCUCGGCAUGUCGGGCGCGCGCAUCACGGGCACCGCCGCGCUGGAACUGGUCGAACGCGGCGCAAGCCGCGCUCUGGCCACCAUGUGCAUCGGCGUCGGCCAGGGAAUCGCCGUCGCGCUGGAACGCGAUCGGGCUCGCAAUGUCGGUUUUUGCCCAGCGGGCGGUAUCGGGAUCGGCCAUUGUGGCCCGAACAUCGGGGAGCAGGCCGUGACCGGGCAGAUCGACGCCUACUGGCGCAACUAUAUCGACGGCAAGUGGGCCGAUGGCGGUGCCGGACGCAUCACCGUUGACGAUCCGGCGACCGGCGAGCCGCUGGCCGAGCAGGCUCUGGCCGAUGAGGCCGAUGUCGAUCGCGCCGUCGCGGCGGCGCGCCGCGUCCAUGAAAGCGGCGUGCUCACCGCCAUGCGCCCGGUCGAGCGCGGUCGCAUGGUUCAGGCCAUGGGCCGCUUUCUUCUGGACCAUCUGGACGAGAUCGCACCGGUUCUGACGCGCGAAGCGGGCAAGCCGCUAUGGGAAGCCCGGAUCGAGGUGGAGGGGGCCGCCCGCUAUUUCGAGUAUUACGGCAAUCAGGCCGAGACCGUGGAAGGCCGCUCCAUCCCGCUCGGCGCCGGCUAUCUCGAUUUCACCCUGCACGAGCCCUAUGGCGUCUCUGCCCAGAUCAUACCCUGGAACUAUCCGCUUGAGAUGACGGCGCGGUCGCUGUCCGCUGCGCUUGCCACCGGCAAUGCCUGCGUGGUCAAGACGCCCGAACUCGACCCGCUCACCAAUGCCUGGCUGGCACGCGCCGCCGAGUGGGCAGGCUUUCCGCCCGGCGCGGUCAACAUCCUGUGCGGGCUGGGCAGCCAGGCCGGCGCAGCGCUUUGCGCCCACCCCGGCAUCGACCAGAUCGUUUUUACCGGCUCGGUGCCGACCGGCAUCGCCAUCGCGACGGCCGCCGCGCGCAACAUCGUGCCCUGCAUCCUGGAACUCGGCGGCAAAUCGGCCGCGAUCGUCCACGACGAUGCCGAUCUCGACGCGUUCAUGAACGAUGUGCGCUGGGGCAUCUGGUUCAAUGCCGGCCAGGUCUGUUCGGCGAUGAGCCGCGUGAUCGUCCACGAAAAGCGCCAUGACGAACUGAUCGACCGGGUCACCGCCCUCGCCGCCUCCCUGUCCGUUGGUCCCGGCAUCGAACGGGGCGAGUUCGGCGCCAACAUGGGUGCGAUGAUCUCGGAAAGGCAGCGUGACCGGGCCGUGUCCAUGGUGUCGGGCGCAGAACGCGAGGGCGCGACGACGGCAGCGGGUGGCCGCAAGCUCAACCGCCCCGGCUGGUUCAUGGAACCGACCGUGAUGACCGGCGUGACGCCCGAUAUGACCAUCGCACGCGAAGAAGUGUUCGGUCCGGUCCUCUCGGUGAUGCCGUUUUCGGGCCACGACGAAGCCAUCGCGAUCGCCAACGGCACCGAUUACGGUUUGGUCGCCGGCGUCUUCACCCGCGAUCUCGACCGGGCCACGCGCGCCGCGAGCCGGCUGCGCGCCGGCCAGGUCUUCGUCAAUGAAUGGUAUGCUGGCGGUGUCGAAACGCCGUUUGGCGGCUACGGCAAGUCCGGCUAUGGGCGCGAGAAGGGCCGCGAGGCACUGUGGAAUUACGUGCAGACGAAAAACGUCGCCAUCAAAACGGCUUAA